Molecule: messenger RNA, 2337 nt
Organism: Cucurbita pepo subsp. pepo (vegetable marrow)
Lineage: Eukaryota; Viridiplantae; Streptophyta; Magnoliopsida; Cucurbitales; Cucurbitaceae
Source: RefSeq, a predicted model, not a curated record
CUUCUUAAUGCCAUUAUUUUUAAUUUAAAUUUUGAGCUAAAAAUUUGGAGAAAGCAGUUGGACUGUGCAACGAUCGAAAUUUGGAUGGAAACAAAUGAUUUUUUUUUUCGAAAUUAAUUCGUAAUAAUCUCCGGAUCCAAAUGUUCUUCGCUAGCUCAUAAACUCCUCAAAAUUAGCUGGAUUUUUUUUUCAUCCGAAGAACAAAAGAUGGAGAAAUGUAAAAAAUAGAAAAUACAGAACACUUUCUGAAGUCCUGAAAGGAAUUCGCAGGUUCUUAAUUCUGAAUUUCUUCCAUUUUUUCAAUUUCCCUUUUGUUAUUUGCUUCCUGAUUCUUCAGAAAAUGUCAGGGUUUGUUUCCGGGAUUUCUUUGACGAAUGUAGGUCUUUGCAUGGGCAAUCCAUUUUUGAGGUUUGCAAGGACUUGGUGGCGUUGUUAAGAUGUACAGGACAGUGGCUACAUCUGCGGCCACAACCACAGCAACAACAACAACAGAUAGCGUUGAUUAUGUUGUAAAUUUGGAUCAAAUUCCACGGUGGAGUGAUGCAGAACAUAGGUCUUCAUUGGAGUUCGUCAACGAAGAUCCUUCCUUCUCUAAUUCGUAUUUUCCUGAUCCUCUGACGUCUCCAUCUGACGCGGAGGGUGGUAAUUAUGGAGUGGUUUCGAGAUUUCCCGUCGAUCAUGAAAUUAAUUCCAAAAUAUAUCUGUGGCGGGGGAAUCCUUGGAAUCUCGAGGUAGAUGCUGUCGUGAAUUCUACAAACGAGAACUUGGAUGAAGCACACAGUAGCCCUGGUUUGCAUGCUGCAGCAGGACCUGGUCUAUCAGAAGAAUGUGGAACACUUGGUGGUUGUCGCACAGGAAUGGCAAAAGUCACUAAUGCUUAUGACCUUCCUGCUAGGAAGGUAAUGCAUACUGUAGGUCCAAAAUAUGCUGUCAAAUACCAUACUGCUGCAGAGAAUGCUCUGAGUCAUUGCUACCGUUCUUGCCUUGAACUUCUCAUCGAAAAUGGGCUUCAGAGCAUUGCUAUGGGUUGUAUAUAUACAGAGGGAAAAAACUAUCCUCGUGAACCUGCUGCACACGUAGCAAUAAGAACUGUGCGUCGUUUGAUUGAGAAGCAGAAAGGUAAAAUUAAAGCUGUUGUCUUUUGUACAACAUCAUCAAUCGAUACUGAGAUAUACAAAAGGUUGCUUCCUCUGUACUUUCCCCGUGAUAAACACGAAGAAGAAGUUGCAUUGUCAAAGCUUCCUGCAGAUGUUGGAGAUGAGAAUGGUGAGACUAUUAUAGAUGAGCGGAAAAUCAGGAUAAACACUUUGCCCAAAAAGAAUGUUCUGAAACCUCCCCAAGUUCCCGAUGAUCCUCCUGUCAGUCAUGUAAGGUUGACACAGAGGAACCCAUCAUAUUUGGAUUCAUACCUGGAUCCUGCUUUCAUGGCUUUAAUCAAAGAUCCAGAUCAAAGACGCAAGGAACAAUGGGAAAAAACUGCCCAGGCUCAGACUGGAUGGAAUUAUGGUAGAAUACUUGGAUUUGGUGAACUUGGUGGAGCUCCUUUAUCUGCUGCUGAAGAAUACUCACUUCAUUCAAGAUACCUUGCUAAAGCAAAUUCUCUUAAUCUCUCUGAAAUUGGGGAGAUGAAAAUUGUUUACCGUGGUGGAGUUGAUAGCGAGGGUCGCCCUGUUAUGGUCGUUGUGGGAGCACAUUUUCUACUGCGUUGUCUCGACCUUGAGCGAUUUGUGCUCUAUGUUGUAAAGGAAUUUGAGCCAUUAAUUCAGAGGCCUUACACCAUUGUGUACUUCCACUCAGCAGCUUCUUUACAGCCUCGGCCCGACAUGGGAUGGAUGAAGAGAUUGCAGCAGAUUCUUGGCCGAAAACACCAGCGUAACCUCCAGGCAAUAUAUGUUCUUCACCCGACUUUCGGAUUGAAAGCUGCAGUAUUUGCCAUGCAAUUGCUUGUGGAUAACGCGGUAUGGAACAAGGUUGUGUAUAUCGAUCGACUACUGCAGCUGUUCAAAUAUGUUCCACGAGAGCAGUUGACCAUCCCGGACUUCGUAUUUCAGCACGACUUAGAAGUAAAUGGAGGGAAGGGCCUAAUUGUGGACCCUCGAACAAAAUACGUAUAUCAUCGACCUUAACAUCGAAGAAAAUGUAUGGAUAAUGAUCCAUUAGCGUCUCGUAUUAGGUGGGUAGGUGUUGGUUAUGUUUGUAGAAAUGGCAUACCAUUUUCUUUCAUCCUUAUUUUUGUUGAAGUAUUGGUUCUUUUGUGUAAUGAAGAUGAAAUAACGUUGUAUAUUACGUCGGAUGAGCCUUUUUAAUAAAAUGAAGAAAAAAAUUAUGAUUUUUUUC